This is a messenger RNA of Dicrocoelium dendriticum, 249 nucleotides long. The record is from the annotation of a GenBank genome assembly. Lineage: Eukaryota; Metazoa; Platyhelminthes; Trematoda; Plagiorchiida; Dicrocoeliidae.
AUGUCAAGUGGACCAGCAAAUGGUUUAGGUUGUAAAGGCCGGACACUGAAAAUAAAACCACCAUUACAAAAUGCUCAAUCGGUUACAGUCAACUGUCGGGAGAUCACAAUGGAGUGGAAAGGUGCCGCACAAAUUAUCAUGCUGACUUACCAUUUCAGCGGUGCUCAAAACGCAUUCAUUCACCAGCCAAACUACAAAGCCACUGGGACAACCUCACAUCUUGGUUCAAAUCCUGUUGCCUACCGUUAA